Messenger RNA from Condylostylus longicornis, 1455 nucleotides. Its product is annotated as protein glp-1-like. Lineage: Eukaryota; Metazoa; Arthropoda; Insecta; Diptera; Dolichopodidae. The record is from RefSeq and is a predicted model, not a curated record. The transcript has a single exon. The coding region runs from base 1 to 1455 and encodes 484 amino acids.
AUGUGGAAAUCAUCAACCCUUUUUCUGUUAACUAUUGCUGUUUGUUUGGUUGUUUCAUUCUCCGCCGGAAUCCAACCAAUUCUUUCCUGCCCGAAGGACUAUGUUCAGACAGGGAAAGUCUGUUUAAGAGUGGAGUAUGCUGAAUUUGUGAUUGAUUGUCCCAAAGGAGCAAAAUUGGAUGGAAAUCAAUGUGUCACUCAUCAAACCAUUCCAGCUGAGUCCGCAUGUCCACCCGGAUUCGAGCCAACGCGGGACAAAAGAUGUGAACGCACCGAACGCUUUCCCGCUCGUCGAGAAUGCGAUAAAGAUUUUGUUCUGGAGGACGGUUCAUGCGUUCGAGUGACUGAGGAAGAAGUCCAUUGGAAUUGUCCCAAGGGAUACAAAAGUGAAGGAGUGUCUUGCGUGAAAGUCCUUAAGGUCGAGGCAGGAGCGUCGUGUCCAGCAGGAUCUGUUGCAAGGAAGGAUAAAUGUGAACGAGAAGAGUUUACCGAACCCCAUGUUUCAUGUCCCAAAGAUUAUGUUCGAAUCGAUCGCGAGUGUGUGAAAGAAGAAUUUGGGGAGAGAAAGGCGCAAUGCGAGAAGGGAUUCAAACAAGAAGGAAAUAUUUGUGUGAGAAAAUUCGAAGUCGCUGCGUCGGAAUUUGUCUGUCCGCCGGAUACAAACCCGAAAGGAAAGCGAUGCGAGGCGGUUGAAGUGACAGUGCCUGUCCCAGUUUGCAAAAAGGGUUUCUCACUCGAAGGAGAUCGCUGCGUUCGAUUCGAAGAACAUUCUCCAGAUUUUGAAUGUGAAAGGGGAUUUAAGAAAGUUGAUAAUGGACGUUGUGAGAGACGUGUGGAUGUGGAAGGAGAACAUGUUUGUCCUCCUGGAUCAAUCGGUGAUGGGAAAAGAUGCUCGAGUACAGAAACGUUGCCGUUGGUCGAAAGUUGCUCGAAGGACUUUGAUGAAAGAAAUCAUCGUUGUGUUCGUCGGUUGACAAAGAAAUUGGAAAUUCAUUGUCCCAAAGGAUUCAAGGAAGAUGGCAGAGAUCGAUGCUUGUUGGUAACAGAAGCUCGGAUGGAUUACACUUGCCCAGAAGGAACAGUUUUACGUGGAAAGAAUUGUGAAGCUGUUGAAGUGGUUGAAGCAUCGAUGAGUUGCAAGAAGGGAAGAUUAGAGAAUGGGCGAUGUCUUGACGUCGCAAAUAGAGCAGCAAAAUUCAGUUGUCCCAAAGGAUUUAAGAAAGAAGGAGAUUCUUGCGUUUCGACGAGCAUUGGGAAAGCAGAAACAAUUUGCCGUGAAGGAACUCCAACAAAGGACAAAUGCGAGAUAUCAAUCGCUGUCGAGUCAAUUCAGUCAUGUCCCAAAGGAUUUGUUGUUGGGAUUUCUGGCAAGUGUCAAAAAGCUCAUGCUAUCGACGCCAAACAUUCAUGUCCCCCCGGGCACAAAGUUAGAACGUGGAAUGUGUUUGGAACGUAA